AUGUCCACCACAUGGGGUCUACAGAUGAGAUGUGACCUAAUCUACCUUCUGGAGAGCCCCUCAGCACUAAGAGCCCAGUUGACCUAGGUGGUCGAGGUCUUCGGCGGCCUUCAGUCAUCUCCAGGUGCUGAGGAUUUGGGGUUGGAGUUGACCAUUGGACACCUUUGAAAGGUUUCUGUGGUUUCUGUCAGAGACCCACGCGGACCUCCAACGGUUUUAUUCGUGAACAGCGGCGUGAAGUCAACGAAAUCCGCCGAGAGACUUGGCGCGUCUCCUGAGGCAACAUCUGGCAACCCUGCGCUCGGCUCCUCAGCCUGCGCUGCGCUCGCGCUGCACUGGCAUUUCUGUGUUUUUAUCGUCAGCGAGCGGCCGCGAUGGCUCGAGCUCUCCCUGCACUUUAAAACCGCCGAAGGACGAACAGCGACUGCUUUACUGUUGACCGUCUUUUCCCUUUUCCUCACUUUUUCCCCCUCCUUUCUCGCUGUGCACCGACUCCGGGGGUGAAAAGGAAGAGGGGGGCAAAAAAAAAAAAGAAAGAGCGGAGACAGAUGAGGAAGGCGUGAUGGCACGAGAGCGAGCGCGCGAGAGAUGCGGAUCUGCCCCAGGACGCGCGUAGAAAAACGGACGCACGGGAUAUACGCGGACGCGCUUUCCUACACCCUCAGGGGGCACUGAGGGAGAAAUCACCCCCACCACCCCCCCGGGAGCGCAGGGGCAGAUAGACUGGCUUUAGCCUCCCCGGAUCGCCGGUGGCGCGCGCGCGCGGAGGAGGAGGCGGCCGGACUGUGGAACGCGCUUUUCCCCGCUGGAUCUCGACGGUCACUCGGAUAUUGAAGAGAGAGAACGUCUUCCUGACCUUGAGGGGCUCAAGGUUUACCCACCUGUAACACUGUAGGAGAACACAGACCUGCACAUUGUCAGCGCUGCUGUUUUCUGUUCUGCAGUGACUGAAACACUCAGAGUCAACACACUCUUCAGCCUCAUAGGUGAAGACGUAGUGGCCCACAGCAGUCUAGAACUCAGGCUGUGUCCAGUCCCAUCUAACAAACCCAACUUCACGCUUUCUCAUCCCGUGGAAAGGAGCAUCUUCACCAACGUCAGUCAGAGGGGCGGGGCCAUGUGGGCACUACAGAUGCUCCUAUUGGCCAGCCUGCUGGGGCCUUCUGCUCUGGCGUUCAGCCGUGCUCCGGUGCCAAUGGCAGUGGUCCGGAGGGAGCUGUCCUGUGAGAGUUACCCCAUUGAGCUGCGCUGUCCCGGCACUGAUGUCAUCAUGAUCGAGAGCGCCAACUAUGGGCGGACAGAUGACAAAAUUUGUGACGCUGACCCUGCGCAGAUGGAGAACACGCGCUGCUACCUGCCCGAUGCUUACAAGAUUAUGAGCCAGAGGUGUAAUAACAGGACUCAGUGUGCGGUGGUUGCUGGACCAGAUGCUUUUCCUGACCCCUGCCCUGGAACCUACAAAUACCUGGAGGUCCAGUAUGAGUGUGUCCCAUACAAAGUGGAACAGAAAGUCUUCCUGUGCCCUGGCCUGUUAAGAGGAGUGUACCAAAGUGAGCAUCUCUUUGAAUCAGACCACCAGUCAGGUGCCUGGUGCAAAGAUCCCCUGCAAGCUUCGGAGAAGAUCUACUACAUGCCCUGGACACCUUAUCGCACAGAUACCCUCACCGAAUAUUCCAGCAAGGAGGAUUUUGUGGCUGGCCGUCCCACCACCACUUAUAAGCUUCCUCACCGCGUGGAUGGCACAGGAUUUGUGGUCUAUGAUGGGGCACUUUUCUUCAACAAGGAGCGUACCCGGAAUAUCGUCAAGUUUGACCUUCGGACUCGCAUCAAGAGUGGAGAGGCCAUCAUCGCCAGCGCCAACUACCAUGAUACUUCACCCUACCGCUGGGGAGGGAAGUCCGACAUUGACCUUGCAGUGGAUGAAAAUGGCCUUUGGGUGAUUUAUGCCACAGAAUCCAACAAUGGACGCAUUGUGAUCAGCCAGCUCAACCCCUAUACCCUCCGUGUUGAGGGUACCUGGGACACGGCCUAUGACAAGCGCUCGGCCUCCAAUGCCUUCAUGAUCUGUGGAAUCCUCUAUGUUGUCAAGAGCGUCUACGAGGAUGAUGACAGCGAGGCCACAGGCAACAAGAUUGACUAUAUCUACAACACAGAGCUGGGUAAGGACGGAUACCUGGACAUCCCGUUUCCCAACUCCUAUCAGUACAUUGCAGCUGUGGACUACAAUCCCAGGGACAACCUGCUCUACGUCUGGAAUAAUUACCAUGUGGUCAAGUACUCGCUGGAUUUUGGAGCACUAGACAGUCGACCAGAGUCUUCAUCUUCCGUUCAUAUCUUGAUGGACACCACGACCACCAGGACCACCACCCGCCCCACUACAGUCUCUAUGACCACCACGACAACCACCACUGCCACCAUGACGGCCAAAACCACCACCACAAGGUCUCCAGCGCUGACCACCACUGUCCCACGCAGUACCACCACAGAGCUCCAGCCUGCAGGGGGCGCAGUCCCAGAGUCCAGCACUCGUCCCCCACCCUCCUCCAUACUGCCCAACGUCGCUGUGGAGUUCUGUAAUCCCACUGUGGAGGCAGAGCUUACCUGGCCCAAAACACGGCAAGGCCUCGUUGCAAUGCAGCCAUGUCCUGCUGGAACUAUAGGCACUGCUUCGUUUGUCUGUUUGGGACCUGAAGGAUUGUGGGACCUGCAGGGACCAGAUCUCAGCAACUGCACUUCAGCCUGGGUCAACAUCAUCAACCAGAAGAUCAAAGCUGGAGAGCCGGCGGCCAUCAUCUCUCGCGAGCUUUCGGAGCAGACCAAAAGCCAUGUCCAUGCGGGUGAUGUCACCUACACGGUCCAGGCGCUGGGUCAGCUGGUGGAGCUGUUGGACGUCCAGCUCCGAAAUCUGACCCCUGGAGGCAAAGACAGUGCUGCCCGCAGCCUCAAUAAGCUGCAGAAAAGGGAGCGCUCCUGCCGCUUUUUCGUCCAGGCGAUGGUGGAGACGGUGAAUAACUUACUGCAGCCUCAGGCGCAGUCGGCCUGGAGAGAGCUGUCGGCCAGCCAGCAGCUCCGCGCAGCCACCAUGCUGCUGGACACGGUGGAGCAGGGCGCCUUUGUGCUAGCCGAUAACCUGCUGAAGACGGACGUGGUCCAGGAGAACACCAACAACAUUCAGUUGGAGGUGGCUCGGAUGAGCACAGACGGAAAUCUCCCCGACCUGAAGUUUCCUCAGACGGGAGACCAGAGCAACUCCAUCCACCUGUCUGCCAACACACUGAAGCAGCACGGCAGGAAUGGUGAGAUUCGCAUGGCGUUUGUGCUCUAUAAGCACCUGGGCACAUACCUCUCCACUGAAAACGCCAGCAUGAAGUUCAGCAGUGAAGCCCUCGGCACCAACUACUCCGUCAUCGUCAACUCGCCCGUCAUCACAGCCGCCAUUAACAAAGACAGCAACAAGGUUUACCUGUCCGACCCUGUCAUAUUCACUGUCCGCCACAUACAGCAGUCGGAGGAGAACUUCAACCCCAACUGCUCUUUCUGGAGCUACUCCAGGCGCAGCAUGACGGGCUUCUGGUCCACGCAGGACUGCCGCCUCCUUGGCACCAACCGCACUCAUACCACCUGCUCCUGCACUCACCUCACAAACUUCGCCGUGCUCAUGGCCCAUGUGGACGUUAAGAAUGCUGACCCGGUGCAUGACCUCUUGCUGGAUGUGAUCACAUGGGUGGGGAUUUUACUCUCCCUCGUCUGUCUGCUCAUCUGCAUCUUCACCUUCUGCUUCUUCCGGGGCCUGCAGAGUGACCGCAACACCAUCCACAAGAACCUCUGUGUCUCACUCUUCAUCGCUGAAACACUCUUCCUCACCGGUAUCAACCGCGCUGACCAGCCUAUUGCCUGUGCGGUGUUUGCAGCCCUGCUGCACUUCUUCUUCUUGGCCGCAUUUACCUGGAUGUUUCUGGAGGGAGUUCAGCUCUACAUCAUGCUGGUGGAGGUGUUUGAAAGCGAACACUCGAGGAAACGUUAUUUUUACCUGACCGGUUAUGGCAUCCCUGCGCUCAUAGUGGCCGUUUCUGCUGCAGUGGACUACAGGAGCUACGGGACGGAGAGAGUGUGCUGGUUGCGUCUGGAUACGUACUUCAUCUGGAGUUUUAUAGGGCCUGCCACCCUCAUCAUUAUGCUGAACGUCAUCUUCCUGGGCAUCGCUCUCUACAAAAUGUUCCAUCACACAGCCAUACUGAAGCCUGACUCCGGCUGCCUGGACAACAUCAAAUCGUGGGUGAUCGGUGCUAUAGCACUGCUGUGUUUGCUGGGUCUGACCUGGGCGUUUGGUCUGAUGUACGUGAACGAGAGCACAGUGAUCAUGGCCUAUCUCUUCACCAUCUUCAACUCUCUACAGGGCAUGUUCAUCUUCAUCUUCCACUGUGUUCUGCAGAAGAAGGUGCGUAAAGAGUAUGGAAAGUGUUUGCGGACUCAUUGCUACAGUGGAAAGAGUGUGGACUCGUCUGUGGGCUCCAGCAAAAGUUCCGCCUCCCGCGCACCUGGACGCUACUCCAGCAGCUCCCAGGUCCACCACCAGCCUUGUAUGACAAACUGCUCACAGUUACAGUAUGAACAAAGUCGUAUCCGUCGAAUGUGGAACGACACAGUGAGGAAACAGUCGGAAUCGUCCUUCAUCACUGGAGACAUCAACAGCUCAGCCACCAUCAACAGAGGUGCUAUGGCCAACCAUCUCAUCUCAAACGCUCUCCUGCGACCGCACGGCUCAAACAACCCCUAUAACACUUUAGUAGGGGAUUCGGCCGUGUAUAACAACCCACCACUCAGCAUGUACAACACGCAAGAGCCCUACAGAGAGACAAAGGGAAUUCUGAACAAUGCCCGGGAUACAAGUGUCAUGGAUACUCUACCACUGAAUGGUAACCACGGCAACAGCUACAGCCUGGCUGGCGUGGACUAUGUGAGCGAUUGCGUGCGGAUUAUUGAGCGCGGCUUCGGCGGGCCACACCCAGAGACCACGCUGGAGAACCGCAUCCUCAAAGAGCUGACCUCCAACUACCUGCCCUCUUACCUGAACAACCACGAGCGCUCGGCUGAGCACAGCCGCAACCUCGUCAACAAGCUGGUCAACAACGUCGGAAACGUGGCGCACAUGAGCAACAUGAGCCACGUCAGCAAUCUCACUAACCUUAGCAACAACGGUAGCAUUCGAGGCAAAGAUUCAUCCGUUCUGCCUGUCGAUCUUGCGCUAGACCUGGAUGACUCUCCGGCUUUCGUGCCGGAUGAGGGUCUUGGCCUGGAGCUGAUCCGAGAGGAGUCCGACUCGGAUGCUCCGCUGUUGCCACGACAGCGCCCCUCCCUUCCCACCCAGUCCCUCUCAUCUUUUGGCUCUGGCUCUGCCCCUUCCGCCUCCCGCCGGCUCCUCCCUCAAGAGAACAGUGAGAGUUUUUUUCCUCUCCUGACGGAGGAACAGCGUGAAGAGACGCCCGAGCCCCAGAGAGACUCAUCUGAGUCACCUGAGUCACGGCUGGAUGCCCGCACACUGCCCCGAGGAGGCGGAGAAGGGCAUACGCAUGCUGAGCCCGACGAUGUGUACUACAAGAGCAUGCCCAACCUGGGCUCACGGAACCACCUGCACCAACUGCACUCUUACUACCAGCUAGGCCGUGGCAGCAGCGAUGGCUUCAUCGGUCCCGCGAACAACAAGGACGAAGCAUCUUCUUCUUCAGCCGACGGAACGCCGCAGGAGCCCCCCCAACUUGUCACCAGCUUAUAGAGCAGUUUAUAGGUCACCAAACCCUGCUCCUGUAGAUCUACCUGUUGCAGAAUGUAAUUCCAACCUAAAUCUGACUUUCAUAGUGGACCAUUCCAUGCUCUCUUAUUUGAUUUGUCCGUGCUCUGCCCACAAAUGCAUUUUUUCAUAGCUACUGUUAGAACAGUAACAGACAGUUUCCGUAGUUGGUCUUUGCUCAUACUGAUGAGAAUUUUUGCCAAAGUUCUGUAAAGCUUGUCAAAGUUUUCAACAUUCUAUGAAAGAAUGCAUUGAAGGGUCGUGCAUGUCAGUUGUUUGCCAGCUAGGUAGCUUAUUUGCUCCAUUAGCUAGCUGACAGUGUUAGCUAACGUUAAUGGUAGGUGAAAGUUUGUUAGUAAAAAUAAUAUAUUUGAGAGAAGUUAUGCUGCAGUUACAUUAUUUCAUUUCAAAUUGCAUAAAAAUGAAUGACUUAAUCACACAUAAUCAGUGUGUGUUUGCUAGCUAACCAACUAACAUGACUGUGGAGGUAGCUACACCUUUGUUAGUUUGAAGGAGAAAUGUACAGCUGCAAAAACAGGGGCUUCUUUUGCCAAACCUGGCAUUUCACAUAGUUUUCAGAUAGUUAGAUGUGUUAGAUGUGGGUUGGGAAUAACCUCUGCAGACAAAGUGUAUCUUCAGGGGGAGGGUUGGUGACCACUGGUGCAUCGCUGCAAGCGCAACAUACAACCACCAGCUCCCUCUUCACAAACACACACACAGAUACACACACACACACACACACACUCGCACCGUUCCGACUCCCCUGACUCCUACCGAAGCCCCCUCCUCCUCGUGUGGUCUCCUUUGCUUUCCUGUACCGGUCCCUCGUCCACAGUCGUAGACAUUUCUUGUAUGUGUUCUCGUGAAAUCGGAAAAACGAGGAAAAAAAACAAUGAAAAACUCUGAUUUUUGUAUUUGAAUUUAGAGAGGAUUGGACGAUUCUGGGUAUCUGGGCGCAAACAUGGAUUGGACGUUCUUUGCAGACUCUUUAACAAGGGCAACGAUUUCCCACGGUGGACUGGACCCCUCAUGGAUUAAUGUAUUAUUUAGUGGGAUCGGAGAUAAACUGUUCGUGUUUAUGCAUCCCAAAGGAUUUACAAAAACACAGUCAGAAACAUUUCUACUACUGACGCAGUGCAUAGACUCGGCAGCACUCGAAUCAGAUGGAGGAAACACUGAAAAAGACUAUUUUAAUACACUUCUUUAUCUGACAUUUUGCUUUUUAAAUGUUUUUCUUCCUGUCCGAUGAGGUCGGCACACUUUGCUGCAGUAGUCCCGAUACGUGGAGUGAAAGGCCGGAGGUUUUGGAAAACGCAUCGCAAAAAAGAAUGACUUUAUCACACAACAUGCCGUAGAGCAUAUUUUUUGUUUUCCGUUUUUUGCUGUAUUAAUAACAAAUAUUAAAAAGUGGAGACAAAAAAAACUAAUAUCAGAGAAUUAUAAGAUAUUUCUAUGUAAGUGUACAGCUACUAGCAAUCGAACAGUCUGCUUUUAUUUUUCCGUCUCUCCGUAAGCGUGGUGAUUUAGAAUCGGUUUUCGGUCUGGACUUCAAUCCCGCUCUCAUCUUCUCUUCCUUUGUUUUUUCUUUCUUUUACGGUUCCGUAUGAACAGCAGCAGCAAAUAAAACCACAGAAAAAAAGUAAAAAAAAAAAAAAAAAGCAAAAAUAAAAAGGCCAUGUAAUCACCAAUGAUUUUUCCCCCUCUGUGACUUUUUCUCAUUGUUUCUGAAAAAAAAUCGUUUUCUGGCUGAGUUUCUUCAAUGUGUAGAUAUAGGUGAUAAUAAAAAGGAAAGUUUGGAAAAAUGUUGCCAUUCUGAGGGCAAACGUCCAAAUUCCUCACGAAUUGGACCGCAGAGGAAGACUCCAAUGAUGAUAAAGAAUGAUGUCCAUGUUGAUAAUGCACUAGGCACUUGUAAAAAAAUGAUGGGGAGGUUGUACUCAUUAAAGAUCAUUGUUUGGAGUGAGAAAACUGCAAAA
Molecule: messenger RNA, 7764 nt
Organism: Pygocentrus nattereri (red-bellied piranha)
Lineage: Eukaryota; Metazoa; Chordata; Actinopteri; Characiformes; Serrasalmidae
Product: adhesion G protein-coupled receptor L3-like
Exons: 27
Coding region: 1118-5773 (1551 amino acids)
Biological process (GO): cell surface receptor signaling pathway; adenylate cyclase-activating G protein-coupled receptor signaling pathway; brain development
Cellular component (GO): cell-cell junction; axon; membrane
Molecular function (GO): G protein-coupled receptor activity; carbohydrate binding
Source: RefSeq, a predicted model, not a curated record